Messenger RNA from Toxotes jaculatrix (banded archerfish), 1648 nucleotides. RefSeq names its product exostosin-like glycosyltransferase 2 (gene extl2). Gene Ontology annotation, molecular function: glycosyltransferase activity. Bases 157 to 1203 code for a protein of 348 amino acids. The record is from RefSeq and is a predicted model, not a curated record. Gene Ontology annotation, cellular component: membrane. NCBI's taxonomy places the organism in Eukaryota, Metazoa, Chordata, Actinopteri, Toxotidae. The transcript has 6 exons.
ACGAUACGUAUGUUAAUUUUCGAGCUGUGACCUCCAUUCAUACUGCGUUGCGGCUACUGAUAGCUCGGCACAGUUCUUUCCUUUCAGGCUCUCUGGUUGGAGUUAGCCAACAUGGCGGCCGUGUAAAGUAAACGGUUUGUCUGCAGUGCCAAAGAAAUGAGGGUCUCCCGCUCUUGCAUGGGGCUCCGGCGAACCUAUUUGGUUUGGCCAAUCUUGCUGAUCCUCCUGGUUGGUGCUGGCUUGACAGCUCUGCUACCCCCUGCAGAGGAGCAAGGAGGCCUUGAUGUUCUGGGAGUGCUACGCCGGGCAACGUCACAAAAGGAGAAUCCCGCAAAGGGCCACCAUGGUGACAGCACAGAGGGGGAGCAUAAGUUUACUAUCAUCAUCCAAACAUACAAUCGCACAGACGUUCUGCUCAAACUACUUAACCAUUACCAGGCAGUGCCUCAUCUUCAGCGAAUUAUCAUAGUCUGGAACAAUGUUGGGGAGCAGACACCCUUAAAGUUAUGGAACUCCUUGGGGCCGCAUCCGGUCCCUGUGGUCUUCAAGGAACAGACCAGCAAUCGAAUGCGCAACAGGCUACAGCCAUUCCCUGAGAUUGACACAGAUGCUGUGCUCAUGCUGGAUGAUGACACUCUGGUCAGCGUUCCUGACAUUUGUUUUGCUUUCUCAGUCUGGAAGCAAUUUCCAGACCAGAUUGUUGGCUUUGUACCCCGAAAACACGUCUCCACACCAGGAGGAGUGUACAGUUAUGGCAGCUUUGAACUGCAGGAUCCAGAAACAGCGGGAGGUGACAAAUACUCCAUGGUGUUAAUUGGUGCUGCCUUUUUCCACCACCGCUACCUGCAGCUCUUCCAGGACCAGCCGCAAGCAGUACAUGCGCUGGUGGACGAAACACAGAAUUGUGAUGAUAUUGCCAUGAACUUUGCUGUAGCACAGUAUUUGAAGAAACACUUUAAGUCUAUUGGCAGCAUUAAGAAACCCUCAGGGGUCUUUGUCAAACCCGUGGACCUUCGUAACCUGGAAAAGGAUGCCAGCAGUGGGUACCAGGGUAUGUGGCAUCGUCCUGAACACCUUCUCCAGAGGUCCUACUGUCUCAACAGGCUGACACAGAUUUAUGGCUUCAUGCCACUCUGCUUCUCCAACCUGAUGGUCUCCCAGUUUGGCUUCCCUAGCUACGCCAACCAUAAGAGCAGAGGCUGAAGAAGUGCCACAUUGCUGAAUGUUGGAUUGAAAGAAGACAAACUAGUAACAGUCUGGAUACUGGGCAGUUUCACCAUGGCAUCAGCAGGACAAUGAUGGACUUUCCUCCUUUGACCAGAGCAAGGAUUGUGCAAGAAUCUUCUACACAUGGCUCAGUCUGACGAUGUGUCCAUUUUUGAUAAGGUAAUCUGUAUUGUUACCAAAGCUGCCUUUCCUUCAGCAUGUACAGCACUCACAGGGGACUGUAGUGGAGUUACUUAAUAGCCGGCAGGUGUCAGGCUUAGAUCUGCUUUGUCAUUUUUGUAACUGUGAUUUAAACAACUGCUGCUUUUGGUUUCACUACUUUUCACAUUUUGAUGGAAUGUGUCGUUUUUCUCUUGAGCUUGUGUAAAGUCCCUGCAAAUUUAGAAUAAAUGUUAGAAGACACAUAUUCUUAAGUAAUUUU